Scomber japonicus (chub mackerel) is the source of this 8142-nucleotide messenger RNA. Its product is annotated as spectrin beta chain, non-erythrocytic 4-like. The record is from RefSeq and is a predicted model, not a curated record. Lineage: Eukaryota; Metazoa; Chordata; Actinopteri; Scombriformes; Scombridae. The transcript has 43 exons. Bases 1 to 8142 code for a protein of 2713 amino acids. Gene Ontology annotation, cellular component: plasma membrane; cortical actin cytoskeleton; spectrin. Gene Ontology annotation, biological process: actin cytoskeleton organization. Gene Ontology annotation, molecular function: phospholipid binding; structural constituent of cytoskeleton; actin filament binding.
AUGGCUAAUGCCUCCCCAGACCUGGACAACGUGGAAGCCCAGCGCCAGCUCAACAACAACAACCGACCAAUCAGCUCUGGGUUUUGGGAGACGGAGUGUACCAGCUCCAAGCUGUUCGAGUGCUCCCGCAUCAAGGCCCUGGCAGAUGAACGAGAUGCGGUGCAGAAGAAGACUUUUACCAAAUGGGUUAACUCUCAUUUGGCCAGAGUGUCCUGUCGUAUAUCUGACCUCUACAACGACCUGAGGGAUGGAUACAUGCUCACCAGACUGCUGGAGGUCCUCAGUGGAGAGCUACUGCCGAGGCCUACACGGGGUCGUAUGCGGAUCCAUUGCCUUGAGAAUGUCGACAAAGCCCUCCAGUUCCUUAAAGAACAGCGGGUCCACCUGGAAAAUGUCGGUUCACAUGACAUCGUCGAUGGAAACCACCGCCUCACUCUGGGUCUCAUGUGGACCAUCAUCCUACGCUUCCAGAUCCAGGUGAUCAAGAUAGAGACAGAGGACAAUAGAGAAACCCGCUCUGCCAAGGAUGCGCUGCUGCUCUGGUGCCAGAUGAAGACUGCAGGGUACCCUGAGGUCAACAUCCAGAACUUUACCACCUGCUGGAGAGACGGCCUUGCCUUUAACGCACUCAUACAUAGACACAGACCUGACCUGAUAGAAUUCCACAAGCUGACAAGAUCCAACGCAACCCACAACCUCCAGCAAGCCUUCAACAUCGCAGAGCAGCACCUGGGCCUCACGAAACUCCUGGACCCUGAAGAUGUGAACACAGAGAACCCAGAUGAAAAGUCCAUCAUCACCUAUGUGGUCUCCUACUACCACUACUUCUCUAAGAUGAAGGCGCUCAUUGUGGAGGGCAAGAGGGUCGGCAAGGUAUUGGACAACUGUAUUGAGGCCGAGAAGAUCAUCAACCGCUACGAGGGUCUGGCGUCAGACUUGCUGGACUGGAUUGAGAAGACCAUUGCGGUCAUCAGUAACCAGAAGUUCGCCAACUCACUGGCUGGAGUUCAGCAGCAGCUACAAGCCUUCACAACCUACUGCACCAUAGAGAAGCCCAUCAAGUUCCAGGAGAAGGGGAAUCUUGAAGUCCUUCUCUUCACUAUCCAAAGCAAACUGAGAGCCAACAACCAGAAACCCUAUGUGCCUCAUGAUGGGAAGCUCAUCUCAGACAUCAACAAGGCCUGGGAGAGGCUGGAAAAGGCGGAGCAUGAGAGGGGCGUGGCUCUGCGUAAAGAGCUGAUUCGUCAGGAGAAGCUGGAGCUGCUGGCUCAGCGCUUCGACCACAAAACCACAAUGAGACAAGCCUGGCUCAACGAAAACCAGAGACUCGUAUCACAGGACAAUUUUGGCUAUGACCUGCCAGCAGUUGAAGCAGCGAUGAAGAAACACGAGGCCAUCGAGGCAGACAUCGCCUCGUACGAAGAGCGAAUCGGCGUCGUGGUGGAGCUUGCCGCAGAGAUGGAGGUGGAAGGAUACUAUGACAUUCGGCGUAUCUUGGCACGUAAGGAGAACAUCCUGGGGCAGUGGGGUCUGCUCAAAGAGCUGGUGGCUGGGAGGAGGACACGGCUGGAGAAGAACCUGGCCCUGCAGAAGACGUUUCAGGACAUGGUCUAUAUGAUCGACUGGAUGGAGGACACUCAGGUCCAGUUGCUGUCAAAGGACUUUGGGAAGCAUCUGUUGGAGGUGGACGACUUGCUGCAGAAACACAGCCUGCAGGAAGCUGAUAUUGGCGUGCAGGCCGAGAGGGUCGAGACCCUCAACACUGCUGCACUCAAAUUCACCACCAUAGAAGGUUACCAACCAUGUGACCCACAGGUGAUCUGUAACCGUGUCAACCAUGUCUCUUCCUGUCUGGAGGAGCUGAAACAACUGGCAGCCAAAAGACGCGCCGAGCUCGAGGAGUCGAGACAACUGUGGGCUUUCUUUCAGGAGCUGGAAGAAUCAGAGGCCUGGAUCAGGGAAAAGAGCUCCAUCCUGGGAGCUCAGAGCUACGGGAAGGACCUGAGCAGUGUGCUAGGGUUACUGCAAAAACACAAGACUCUGGCUGGAGAACUGCUGGCUCACCGGUCACUGCUGCAGAACACCAUGAAGCGUGGAAAGCAGAUCCUCAGUGAGAAAAGUUUCGGGACGGCUGGGAUCCAGGAGCGCAUCAUGGAUGUGAAGAGCGAGUGGAAGAGGCUAGAGGACCAGGCCGCGCAGCGUCUUGGUCACCUGCAGGAGGCGCUCAAUUUUUUCCAGUUCUCCACAGAGACGGACGACCUGGUGGCCUGGCUGCAAGACGCUUACCGCCUGGUCUCCAGUGAAGAUUUCGGACACGACGAGUACUCCACUCAGACCCUGCUGAAGAAACACAGAGGGGUCAGCGAGGCCAUCGACAAACAUCGUCUGCAUGUAGUAACGCUGCGUAAACACAUGGUGGCGCUGCCUUUGCAGUACCGUGAUCAGGAGGAGGUGCAGGUGCGUAUGGGAGAGGUGGAGCAGCUGUAUACAGAGGUAGCUGAGGUGGCAGUUCUCAGACAGCAGUGGCUUCACGACGCCCUUGCUGUCUACCGCAUGUUCAGCGAGGUCAACGCCUGCGAGCUGUGGAUUGAUGAGAAGGAGCAGUGGUUGGACAAGAUGGAGAUCCCUGAGAGGCUGGAGGAUGUGGAAGUGGUGGCACACAGGUUUGAGUCCCUGGACCAGGAGAUGAACAGCCUGAUGGGAAGGAUCCUGGACGUUAACCAGAUAGUCCAGCAGCUCCUGGAUGGGGGUCAUCCGUCCUCUACAGAGGUCAGAGGUUGUCAGGACCACCUCAACUCCAGGUGGAACAGCAUUGUGGAGCUGGUCGAGCAGAAGAAGGAUCAGCUGGACUCCAUGUUGCGUCUGCAGAACUACCUGCUGGAGUGUGCUGAGAUCAAGUCCCAAAUCCAGGACAAAAGAAAAGCCAUCGACGCCACUCAGUAUGUAGGCAGCGACCUGGGAGGAGUCCUGGCUCUGCAGAGACGUCUGUCCACCAUGGAGGGGGCACUGUCUGUCCUGGAGCCCAAACUGCUUCAUCUGCAGGAGGAGGCGGAGCACCUGGCCACCGCCCAUCCGACUCGAGCCAUGGAGGUUCUCGUGCCGUUUGAUGGCAUCAGCGUGGAGUGGGAGGAACUUAAACGGACCCUGCAGGGCUGUGAGGACUCGCUGAUGGUGGCUAGCAGGCUGCAGAGCUUCAUACAGGACCUGGACUCAUUUCUCACCUGGUUGGUCCAGACACAGACAUCUGCCGCCUCAGACCAGCUGCCCAACGACCUGGAGGAGGCUGAGAAACUCAUCAACAAACAUGCUGCCCUCAAGGAAGAGAUAGGACGGUAUGAAGAGGACUACGAGCGCCUGCAGGCCAUGAAUGAGUUGCUGGAGUCUGAGGAGGCUCCUCUCCCUCAGGCCGCCCUGCAGCAGUGGCUCCAGAAGCUCGAUGUAGGCUGGAACAAGUUACUGGAGAUGUGGGAGAGCAGGAGAGAAGUUCUGGUCCAGGCUCACAUCUUCCAUCUGUUCCUGAGAGACGUCAAACAGGCUGAGUCCUUCCUCAACAACCAGGAGUCGGCCCUCGCUCACGUGGAGCUGCCCACCACAGUGGAGACGGUUGAAACCGCCAUAAAGAAACACAAGGACUUCACCACCACCAUGGAGCUGAACCUGCACAGAAUCAAAGCCGUGAUCGAGGCCGGAGAGAGUCUGAUCAGCCAGAGCAACAUCUACUCUGAUCGCAUCAAGGAACGCAUCGACACCCUUGCCAACAGGGGAAACCAGAACAGAGAGCUGGCCCAGCAGUGGCUGGAAAAACUGAACGACCAGUGGGAACUUCAGAGGUUUCUCCAGGACUGUCACGAGCUGGGGGACUGGGUGUGUGAAAAGAUGCUGAUGGCGAGGGACAGCAGCCGAGACGAGACCCAGAAGCUUCAUAAGAAAUGGCUGAAGCAUCAGGCCUUCAUGGCCGAGUUGGCCCAGAAUAAGGAAUGGCUGGAUAAGAUUGAGAGGGAGGGCCAGCAGCUGAUCCAGGAGAAACCAGAGCUUAGUCCGGUGGUGCGGAGGAAGCUGGAGGAGAUCAGGGAGUGCUGGCAGGAUCUGGAGAGCACCACUCAGGCCAAAGCGCGACAGCUCUUCGAGGCCAACAGGGCUGACCUGCUGGUACAGAGCUAUGAAAGCCUGGACCAGAGACUGGGCCAGCUGGAGGGUCAACUGGCUUACGUAGACCAGGGACAGGACCUCACCUCUGUCAACAGGCAGCUCAAAAAACUACAGACCAUGGAGUGCCAGAUGGAGGAGUGGUACAAGGAGGUGGGGCAGCUCCAGGUGCAAGCGGCCUCCAUACCGCAGCAGACGCAAGUCAAGGAGACGGUUGUUGGGCAACAGGCCGCCGUGGAGGCCAGGAUGGUGCGUCUGAUCGAGCCGCUGAAGGAGAGGCGACGCAUCCUGCUGGCGUCCAAGGAAGUUCACCAAGUCGGACGAGACCUGGAGGAUGAGAUUUUGUGGGUUCAGGAGCGCCUCCCGAUGGCCAUGAGUCAGGAGCAUGGUUCCUCUCUGCAGGCUGUCCAGCAGCUCAUGAAGAAGAACCAGACACUUCAGAGGGAGCUGCAGGGCCACAGGAGCCGGAUCGACGACGUCCUGGAAAGGGCGGGAAUCAUAACCUCCAUACGCAGUCCUGAAGCCGACUGCAUCAGGGCAGGUCACGACCAGCUAGCCGGGCUGUGGGCUCUGCUCUGGACCGAGACUGAGAGAAGGCAGCUGGUACUGGACGCCAUGUAUCAGGCCCAGCAGUACUACUUCGACACGGCUGAAGUGGAGGCCUGGCUGAGCGAGCAGGAGUUGCACAUGAUGAACGAGGAGAAGGGGAAGGAUGAACCGAGCACACUGCAGCUGCUGAAAAAACACUUGAUCCUGGAACAGACCAUCGAGGACUAUGCCGAGACCAUCGGCCUGCUGUCACAGCAGUGUCGACAGCUGCUGGAGAUGGGACACCCAGACUGCGAGCAGAUCAGCAAGCGUCAGUCGCAGAUCGACCGCCUGUACGUGUCUCUGAAGGACCUGGUGGAGGAGAGGAAGAGCCGCCUGGAGCAGCAGUACUGGCUCUACCAGCUCAACAGGGAGGUGGAUGAGCUGGAGCAGUGGAUAGCUCAGAGGGAGGUGGUCGCCAGCUCGCCCGAACUGGGUCAAGACUACGAGCAUGUCACUGUCCUGCAGGAGAAAUUCACAGAGUUUGCAUCAGAGACGGGCAGCGUGGGGCAGGAACGAGUGACGGCCGUCAACCAGAUGGUGGAUGAGCUCAUCGACUACGGCCACUCCGAGGCCGCCACCAUCGCAGAAUGGAAGGACGGGGUGAACGAGGCCUGGGCCGACCUGAUGGAGCUGAUGGAGACCCGGGCGCAGAUGCUCGCCGCCUCACACCAACUACACAAGUUCUUCUCUGACUGCAGAGAGGUUUUGGCCCAGAUUGAAGACAAACAUCGAAGGCUGCCCGAGGUUCAGGAUCGGCAGGGCAGCACUGCCAACACCAGCACCCUGCAGAGACUCCUGCACAGCUUUGAGCAGGACAUACAGCUGCUGGUCACACAGGUGCGUCAGCUGCAGGAGAGUGCGGCCCAGCUGAGGACGGUGUACGCCGGUGAGAAGGCUGAAGCCAUCGCCUGCCGCGAGCACGAAGUGAUGCAGUGCUGGAAGGAGCUGCUGACGUCCUGCGAGGAGUGUCGGGUGCAGAUCACCACGGAGACGGACAAGCUGAGGUUCUUCAGCAUGGUCCGAGAUCAGAUCAUGUGGAUGGAAUCGAUCAUCUGUCAGAUAGGGACAGGAGAGAAGCCAAGGUGUGCUAACUGUUUGUGGGGGGUUUUCUGUGUUUCCUGCAGGGACGUGUCUUCAGUAGAAGUGCUGAUGAACUAUCACCAGAGUCUAAAGAGCGAAGUGGAGGCUCGCAGCCAGAGCACCAUGGAGUGUAUCGAGAUGGGCAAGACGCUGCUGGCUGCUAGAAACCCUGCAGCUGAAGAGAUCAAGGAGAAGCUGGACAAGGUGAUGGCUAAACAACAUGAGCUGACUGAGAAGUGGGACAGGCACUGGGAAAUCCUACAGCAAUUGUUGGAAGUUCACCAGUUUGCUCAGGACGCGGUGGUGGCAGAGGCGUGGCUGACGGCGCAGGAACCGUUCAUUAACAGCAACGAGCUCGGAGCGAGCGUAGACGAGGUUGAGCAGCUGAUUCGUCGUCAUGAAGCUUUCCGCAAAGCUGCCGCCACCUGGGAGGAGCGUUUCAGCUCACUGCGACGACUCACCACGGUAGAAAAGUUGAAAGCAGAGCAAAGUAAACUUCCCCCAACCCCCCUGCUGGGGCGUAAAGUCUUCCUAGACCCCCAAGAUGCCUCAGCCACUCCCUCCACCCUCCCCCGUAUCCCUCUCUCCCCCGUCAUGAGACAGACCAUCUACGAGCAAAACGAAGCCAGCUCUCCUCCCUCGCCGUCGCCUGCCACCCCGACACCCUCGCCUACAUCCGUGGCUCGCCGGCUGGGCUCGACGGUGGCCAACUACACCCCUGUGAUGAACGGCUCCAGUUACCGCCACACCCUGGAGGCGCGGCAUGGCAGCGUGGUGGGCGUGGCUGCGGGACUUGCCCAGCCCGCUCCCUCCUCAAUUGCCUCAAUCGCCACGGCAGCCAUGCUCGUCUCAGCCAACCAGGCGCGAGAAAGCACCAGCAUAGUGAGAGACCAGGCAGUGAAGGUGAUGAGUCACCUACAGCCAGUGCAGGCCGCGAGGGAACUGGAGGUGAAAUCAUCCCCGUAUCUACGGCAACCCAAAAUCAAACACCUGGACGACGCGGUGACACCGCUGCUCGUGGCCAGCCGGCUGGAGAAAGCGAGAGAGAGAGGGAGGGAGAGAGAGAUGAUGAUGGGAGAGAUAGGGACAGAGAAAGCGGAGGUGGCUGUGAUGGCUGAGGUGGUGCUCCAGGAGCCAAGCCGCGAGAGACUACACAGUGAGCCCACCAGAGGGCCCCGGGGGUCCAGGACUGACCCAUUGGGCUAUGCAGAGCCCCAAGUCCACCAGAAGGACCACAGGAUAGAACGGCAGCUGUCAAGCGAGCAGCUGAUCCAGGCGCGCAGGGAUGAGCUGCCUCAGGAGGUGUGGAGGGAACAUGCGGAGAGGCGGGAGAGACGGACGCUGGAGAGGCAAACGUCCAGCGAGCAAGAGGGCCACGGGAGCCAUGAGGGGCGGCGGAGAGAGAGGGACCGACACCGGCUAGAGAGACAGGAAUCCAGCGAACACGACACCGGACACUCGGACAGACGCUCAGGAGGAGGAGAGAGAAGAACCACCUUAUUAGAUAUUGUGGAGCAGCUGCAAGAAAGAGAAGCUGCCCAGGCCCGUGGCGAAGUGCCCCGCCUGCCUAACGGGGUACCAGAGAAGGCUUCCCGUCCCGAACGGCCUCGAGCUCGGGACAGACCCAAACCACGGCGCCGACCGCGCCCCAAAGAGGCAGGAGAGACGACACGACGGUCCAGGUCCGCCCCGGCCCAGAGCAGCCCGGCGGUCCCCCAGCCACCAACACACACUGCACAUCACGAGGGCUUCCUUUUCCGAAAGCUAGACAUCGAGAGCCUGAAGAAGAGCACCAAUAGCAGGUCUUGGGUCAAUCUGUACUGCGUGCUGAACAAAGGGGAGAUGGGUUUCUACAAGGAUGCCAAGAACACCACCACACCCUACAACAAUGAGCCGCUGCUCAACCUCUCCCACUGCCACUGCGACGUCACCAACGGCUACAAGAAGAAGAAGAACGUCUUCACACUUAAAACGAAGGAUGGCAGCGAGUUUUUGUUUCAUGCAAAAGAUGAGGAGGACCUCAAAACGUGGGUGUCCAAAAUCACCGCCAGUAUUACGGAGCACGAGGAGAUUGCCAAAUGGGGUCAGCCCCAACCAACUACCUCAUCCACUGACGAGGGCACGCGGCGCGACGGCAGCAAGGCGGACAACAGAUCGGAACGAGGCGGCGAGCGCUCGGACCGCACUGAGAAGAUCGAGCAGGGCGAGAAAGAAAAGGAGAAAGAACGCGAGAAGGAGAGAGAGAGAGGAGAAAGGUCAGAGAGGUCAGAUCGGGGCGGGAAGUCGGAAGGAAAGCGCUCGGAGAAGUCCAGUAAGAAAAAGUGA